ACAUGCUGCUGUGUAUUUCUCUACUGUGCAGAGAAAUACACAGCAGCAUAUGCUUUCUGGCAGGAGAGAGACCUCUCACACAGAUCUCUUCCCUGUUUGGCUAUACCAGGGGCGGACUGACAACUCAUGGGGCCCCCGGGCAAUAGGGGAUCAUGGGCCCCUGUGUCCUUGCCCAAACUCAAAAAAGCCUAUGAAACAGGUACCAGGGGCAUCUCAUGGGGCCCCCUACUGACCCCGGGCCCUAGGGCAGUGCCCGAGUUUCCAAAUGGUCAGUCCGCUCCUG
Staurois parvus is the source of this 283-nucleotide messenger RNA. The record is from the annotation of a GenBank genome assembly. NCBI's taxonomy places the organism in Eukaryota, Metazoa, Chordata, Amphibia, Anura, Ranidae.